AUGGACGUUAUUGGGUGCAAAUGGGUCUUCAAAACAAAAAUAAAGGAUGAUGGUACUCUUGAACGACUAAAAGCUCGCCUUGUUGCCAAAGUUUUUCACCAAAUUGAUGGUGUCAAUUACACAGAAACUUUCUCUCUUGUCAUAAAGCCCUGCACCAUAUGGAUCAUGCUCAGUCUUACUCUUGUUCAUAAUUGGGAUAUUUGCCAACUCGAUGUCAAGAAUGCAUUCCUUCAUGGUGCAGUUCAGUAUACUGAGAAGGAUUCUCUUCCAUUAACUGAAGGCGUUUUUAAGAAGGCAUUCAAGGAAAAUUAUAAUGAUAAGCUCAAAUCCAAAACAAAACUUAUUGUUGAACAAAGCCCCAUCUUAUCACCAAUCUUCGGUGUUUCACUACGACUCAAGCUAUGUGGGCCUAUCUGCAUCGUAUUUAUCACCAAGACCACAGCGCUUGGAAAUUCCAAUUGGAAUUGGAAAUUAACAAUUACACUCAAGCUUCAACCUGAAUUUGAGCCUGUUCGAGCCAAUUUAUUGAACCGUAAUCUGGUUCCUUUCUUGGAUAUUUGCUUGGGAGAAUUAUUGCGUGAGGAACAGCGAUUAUCCACUCAGAUGGGUAUGACUUCUGAGAAGGUCUUUUCUGAAGCUGUGAAUGUCGCCUAUACAGCACAAGGGAGAGGGAGGAACAAGUUGCAGUGUUUCAAUUGCAAAGAGUUCGGUCACAUUGCUCGCAACUGUCCGAAGAAAGUUUGUAACUACUGCAAGAAAGAGGGACAUCUCAUCAAAGAUUGUUGUGUGCGUCCUCAGAAUCGCCAAUCCCAAGCCUUUCAAGCUGAUGUUCAGUCCUCGUCUUCUUCUGCGCCCUCCACUGUAAGCUCUGAUUCAUCUCACACCUGCCAUGGUUCAACAGAUGAUUGUGUCUGCUUUUACGGCUUUGGGCCUACAAGGAUCAGGUGUCGGGGACGGUGAUCGCGAAGGGGCCUAAAGUGAGACUUCUAUUUCCUUUACAGUUUUCUAUUCCUAAUGUUGUUUCUUUUGCUUGUACGGUUACUGCCAAUAAUAAUGAAGUCUGGCAUAAGAAAUUGGGUCAUCCUAAUUCUGUUGUCUUGACUCAUCUUUUGAAACAUGGUUUUUUGGGCAAUAAAGAUUCAUAUUCUUCGUCUCAUGUAUCUUUUGAUUGUGCUACUUGUCUUCUUGGUAA
Juglans microcarpa x Juglans regia is the source of this 1192-nucleotide messenger RNA. RefSeq lists its product as uncharacterized. The coding region runs from base 1 to 960 and encodes 319 amino acids. Gene Ontology annotation, molecular function: nucleic acid binding; zinc ion binding. The transcript has 5 exons. NCBI's taxonomy places the organism in Eukaryota, Viridiplantae, Streptophyta, Magnoliopsida, Fagales, Juglandaceae. The record is from RefSeq and is a predicted model, not a curated record.